Molecule: messenger RNA, 1117 nt
Organism: Aedes albopictus (Asian tiger mosquito)
Lineage: Eukaryota; Metazoa; Arthropoda; Insecta; Diptera; Culicidae
Product: protein takeout
Exons: 3
Coding region: 223-969 (248 amino acids)
Source: RefSeq, a predicted model, not a curated record
CCCGUUCGGUUCUAACGCCUUAUUUCGCAGGCAACGUUCUGCCGGUGAACUUAGCUCUAGAUUACCUACAGCUCGCGGGUUCUUCUCAGUUUCCGUUGUGUAUCGUGUCGUGUUGCAGUUUGUUUUUUUUUUUUUUGGAUCGCGCGGGGAAUUACCGUCUUCGUUGAAUAAUUUGGACUUUUUUGUUCCUGGUGCCAAAAAAUCACGCAAAUUUUUGUCAUAAUGAAGGUCAUGGUUAGUGGAGUAGCAGCAGUGCUGCUGGUGACGCUGGCGACUAAUGCCUUCGCGGCGCAAUUCCCCGCCGGUUACACACUGUGUCCCAAGGACGAUCAGAAAUGCCUAUUCGAGCGGAUCGCCGGAACCUUUGCCAAGCAUGCCGCCGGAAUUCCCGCCAUCGACCUGGUAUCGCUGGACCCGUUGAAGAUCUCCAAGAUGGACAUCGUCCAGGGUGGUGACGGACCCAUCAACAUUGUGCUCAACUUCAAGAACGUUGACCUGACGGGCCUGUCGCAGAGCGUCGUCAAGAAGGCCAACGGAUUCACGGCCAAUCCCACCAAGAUGGAGCUGGGCAUUCUGGUGCCGGUCACCAGCCUGGUCGGUGGAUACAAAAUCAACGGCAAGGUGCUGAUUCUGCCCAUUCAGGGAGAAGGCAAGAGCAACAUGACUAUGGAGAACAACCACAUCCAGCUGAAGUGGACCGGCAAGCUUGUCGACCGUAGCGGCAAACAGUACUACCAGCUGGACAAGCUGAAGGCCACCUUCGACACGACCCGGUUCCACAUGCACUUCUCCAACCUGUUCAACGGGGACAAGGCCCUCGGCGACAACAUGAACGUGUUCCUGAACGAGAACUGGCAGGACAUCCUGAAGGAGCUGAAGCCGGCCAUCAUCGAUGCGUUCGUGAAGAUCUUCCAGUCGGUGAUAACGAGCGUAUUCAACAAGGUGCCCUACAACGAGCUGUUCCAGUGAGCGAGUGAAUGAGUGAGAAGCGAAUGCGAAGAGAUCUGGUGGAAUUUGAGCGGGACGGUGAGUUUGUAAGCGACCUUGAGUGAUGUACGUUCUGGAUGAUUUUGCUGAGUGUUAAAGAUAAUGUUAGUAUAUUAUUGUCUAAAAAUGA